Molecule: messenger RNA, 1193 nt
Organism: Microtus oregoni (creeping vole)
Lineage: Eukaryota; Metazoa; Chordata; Mammalia; Rodentia; Cricetidae
Product: kinesin-like protein KIN-8A
Exons: 10
Coding region: 1-1014 (337 amino acids)
Biological process (GO): spindle assembly; microtubule-based movement
Cellular component (GO): centriole; cytoplasm; nucleus
Molecular function (GO): ATP binding; microtubule motor activity; microtubule binding
Source: RefSeq, a predicted model, not a curated record
AUGGAAGAUUCACUCACAGGAAUGUUAAGUAGCCCUACCCUGUCCCAGUAUUCUAACAAAGUGGGUGGCUCAGCACGCAAGGGGCGUCUAAGGAGGCACGAGACCUGGUGGCCCGGCCCACCUCUCUCAGUAUUGGCUGGAGGCUGCGGGGUCCGCCCCUGUCAGGCUCAUACUUGGGCAGGGCUGUCCGGGGCGGUGGAGAGGGUGGAGCGAGGCGAGGAAGCGCACCCCCCGUCUCAGGAUUGGCCAAGGCUGGGAAGCUCCGCCCAUGUCGGGCGGUGGCUCGCACUUGGGCGGGAGAGAGGCGGAGCGGCCCGCACAUCCUCCCGCCCACCCUCAUCAGGAUUGGUCGAGGCUCAGAGGGCCCCGCCCCCUAGGGCGGAGCCGGGGCUGCAGCCAGGAGGCACGUGGGGCGGGCGGGGCAGUUUGUGGUUGCUGUGCCCGGGGCUGGGUCUGUUCGCUGGACGCCGGCCAGGGAUGCUUCCGCCGGGCCGCUGUGGCGGCGGGAUGGCGAAUGUGCAGGUGGCCGUGAGGGUCUGGCCUCUCAGCAAGCGCGAGGCCAAAGAAGGGGGAAGAAUUAUUGUGGAAGUUGAGGACAAAGUGGCAAAAAUCAGGAAUUUGAAGGUGAACAGUCGACCAGAGAGGUCUGGAGACACCCGGGAGAAGGUUGUAGCGUUUGGUUUUGAUUACUGCUAUUGGUCAGUCAACCCGGAGGACCCUCAAUAUGCAUCUCAGGAAGUGGUGUUCCAGGACUUGGGUACUGAAGUACUGUCUGGAGCUGCCCAAGGUUACAACAUAUGCCUCUUUGCCUAUGGGCAGACGGGCUCUGGGAAGACAUAUACCAUGCUGGGGACUCCAGCUUCUGUUGGGCUGACCCCACGGAUAUGUGAGGCUCUCUUCAUCAGGGAAGAUGACUGUGCCUCACUGCCUUCUUCCCGCAGCAUAAAAGUAAGUUGCUGCAAGAGGACACUAGGACCGAGGCAACUGGAGGGUCCCUAUUGCGAACAGCACUGAAAUCUGUGGAGUCCUAAAGAGAUGCUGAGCCUAUUUUAUGAUUUAGGAAAUGCAGUUUUACAUGAAUUGUCGGGCUAUAAUGCCGAGCAAAAUAUGAAAGAUCGUUUGAAAGCUCAUUAUAAGAACUCAGAGGAGCUGAAAGAACUAAAACAAGUCAAGGAGAAGGAGAAAGUGAUUAC